UUUUGAGAUGGUGCUUUUUAACUUGUAGGUACUUACAUCAUCAAUGAAGAAAAAAUGGCCACUGAAGAUUACUUAAUUCAAUAUGUCCUUGUCCGUGGUGAUCUAGCAAAAAAUCUGAAGUGGCCCCUAGGAGCAGUUAUUGCUCAAGCAUGCCAUGCAUGUGUAGCAGCCAUUCACCUAUUUCAACAGGAUCCACAUACUCAAGCAUACCUCAACGACCUAAACAAUAUGCAUAAAGCAGUCUUAGAAGUCCCGAAUGAAGAUGCAUUGCGUAAAUUUGAAGCUACUUUUAAAGAAAAAAAUAUUGAUCACAAGAUUUGGGUGGAGCAACCUGAAAACAUUCCGACAUGUAUUGCCCUCAAGCCCUACCCGAAGCAAUACGUUAAAGGUUUGGUGAAAAAUCUCAAACUAAUGAAGGACUGAUGUACUCAAAUUCUUUACUCAUAGAAAACUCGCCCACUAUAUUAUGCAACAGUCAACGUUUCUAUCUUUGACAAACAAAGUAGCUAUGCAAACUGAAAUGUUGAAGCACACAACUUUUCAGCCGACGGGGAAAAUUUCCAACGAAAGUACUGAUUGUGGUCAGUGGUAAUUACAUCAUAAGUUUAGUUCUCUACUUUAAUUGCAUUUGAUAUCUGAUUUGUAGGAUUAAAAUUAAUGAUUUCACAGCCUCCUGUUACAAUUACUAUAAUGCGUCCAAUUUAAUUUUAGAUCAUGAAUUAUUGCGCAUGUAAAUAUAUGAGUGAAUAAAGAAACUCUGAAGGUGAUGAAAA
Molecule: messenger RNA, 773 nt
Organism: Bemisia tabaci
Lineage: Eukaryota; Metazoa; Arthropoda; Insecta; Hemiptera; Aleyrodidae
Source: RefSeq, a predicted model, not a curated record